AAGUCGACUCUGCGGAAAACGAACUUACAAAUUUGUUUAACACGACGAGGAAAUAAUACACGUUUAGAUGUGAUAAUGCUUGAUUGAUUCAUAUGCAUCAGAAUCCUCUUAUCUGGAAUUUUAUAGGAUUGGUUGACACCAAACAGUUGAGAAUAAGAGGAUAUUGAGUAUUUCUUCUUCCUUUUUUUCUGGGAACAAGUGCAACAGAGCCAACGGCGUCAACAGCUUGUUUCUUGGAAAAUUGAACUGUGACUGUGUUCUGCUGUGCUCACUGUUCUAUGAUCGUCCCUGCAUGUGGUAAGAGCUAUUCAAUAAAGACUUGGUUGAAGUGAGGCAUGAGACACGCGGACUCCUCCAGUGCCGCACUACGAUUUCCACGUGCAACAGCCGCCACGUCUUCACCACCUGACUCUCCAGCCGCCCGCACGUCGCCACCUCACUCGCCCUCACCUCGAUCUUUGCCGCGCCCAAACAUUGCUACCCGUUUGUCUUCCUCCCCGUUGGGAGACAGAGGCACUCCCAGCUACUCCUCUGCUCCCCAGCGCAAGCCUGCCGCGCCUCACGCCAUGAUGCCCAGCCGCAGCAGGAGCCGUAGUCGCAGCAACAGCAGCAGUAGCAGUAGUGCCAGCAGCCACAGCAACAACAGCCGCCGUCGCCGCCGCAACAACAACAACAAUAACAGCAGCAGCAGGAGCCGCAGUCGUAGUCGCAGCCGCAGCGGCUCGCCCGCCUCAACGCGAGUGCACGUCGGCAACAUCGGCGACGACCCGUCCAAGACAGCGCUGAUGAAGGCCUUCGACAAGUUCGGCAGCGUGCAGGAGCUGUGGUUGGCGCGCACACCACCUUGCUUCGCUUUCGUCGUGUACCGCCACCGCGACGACGCGCAGCGAGCCGUGACGGAGAUGAACGGACAGAUGCUGCACGGCAACCGCCUCAAGGUGUCCAUCGCCAGGCCGCGGACGCGGGGUCAGCGGGGCGGCGCCUUUAACCCCUACCUGCGCUGCUACCAGUGCGGCGUGCGCGGCCAUUUCUCGCGAGACUGCAAGGAGGUCGACCGUCGCCAAGGUUACAGGGAAUGGUAUGGAAUGGUAUCUGCAUAACAGCUUGUGCUACUUAAUUGUACGUGGUGUGGUGAAAUGGGGGUCACGCCAAGGCACGGGUGUCAAACCACGGCAGUGCCUAAGUACAUUGGUGCCUGUCUCUCAGUGCUGUCGCGCAAGCUUUGCGUCGAGCAGGGAGGAGAGGUACCGAGGUGUGCAAUUCAGACGGCGGGAAACUCUGGAUGGUACGGAUGGUACAGAACGAGAAAGAGAGAGCAGUACACAUGGUGUGUAGAGAAGUCCACAGCGCCAGGGAGGGUCGUCUCCAACAGAAGGAUAUUUUAUUAUUCGUGAACAUAAUGAUUUUUAUUAAGGGUAAACUGUCAACACUGGAAUUUGUAUACAAUUUAUGUGUUGCUUAGAAAGAGUGCAUGUGUUUGAAGGAUGUGUGGACUGUCUGAGAAAGAAACGUCUGUUUUAGCGUGUGUAUGUGUGUGUUUGUGAUUACCUAUGAGAGUCAUGGUGGCGGUGCCGUAUGCGUGUGUGUUUGUGUUUUUGUGUGUGUGUGAGAGAGAGGAGGGAGGGAAUUGUGAUUGCUCGAGAGUCCGAGGAGGUAGGGGAUUGGAGUGCCGUGUGUGUGUGUGAGAGAGAGACUGUAAAUGUGCACGCGUCAGUAUGUAUAUAUAAUGUCCUCAGUGUCGUCACCUGGCACAAACGUCUUACUGUUAUCACCAUUUCGUUUCAGGAAUCGCGGCCGCGCAAUGGGACCCAGAAGAAGGGACAUGAGAUAAUCAGCUAGACCCCUUCAGUCGCAAGCUACUCCAAAAGCUCGACAGUAUUCAACUUUAACGUGUUUUUUUGUUCUUUUAAAAAAAACUUUUCUUCAGGAUUUUGAACUUGAUAUUUGUUUCCUCGUCUGAUUACAAUAGAUAUUGCCGACAUGCAGCUGACAGCACUCGCCACCAUGUUCCAGCAGCCCAUUCAUUCGGUGAGAAGAGGUAAUGAUCUGUACUGCAAACAUCGUGACACGUGACUGUAGCGGAGGGGGAGAGUGUGGAAAUGCUACAGCGAAUAUGACCAAGCGAAUGUAUUUUAAUGAAGAACUUCAGCUCCCAGCAACUGAGGACAAAAUGUGUGCUGUGUACGAUGUCACUGGCGAGUUGACGGAAGGUCCAGGCAGCAGCAGACGUUACCAUCAAAUGUCACACAAUGUCAUCUAGACCCCAGGAGAGAGCAACACAGCGGGUGCAGUUAAACGAACACCCAGCAGGAUGUGGCAAGUUGGUCAGAUAUAGGUAGGCCGACGGUUCACGGGUACUGCUUGCAUGAGCGGAACUGGUAGGUAGAGGACAUUGUCCAUCGAGAUGCUCAAGCCAGACAAGUCUCGCUCUAGGACCAGCCGUCUGCUCACAGUUCACUUCCCUGCCAUAUACCCCCUUUUUAGUGGAGACUGUAUUUACGGCGGUCGUGGAAUAUAUGGCUCUUAGGCGGAAGGAUAAUUCAGUGCUACGGUCAGUACGCGCAACGGAAAAUUCUUGCUCUGCUAAUGCGUUGAGGACGUCUUGAUGUUUUCGAAACUUCUGUCAAGACAAAAUUUUGCUGAAAAUGUAGGCUUUGCGUUUGUAGCAGUUGCUGCUUAACAAAGCAGAUUUAUAUCUAUUAUCUGGCUAAAGAGUAAUGUGUGAAAGAGUGCAUUAAUGAAUCGGUUAUUUUAAUGAGUAAAAGAUUGAGUAGCGAGGUGGGGCAGGGUGGGGAAUAGAGCUUUACCAAUGCACGCAGGGGCGAUUGGUAUAUGUGUGUUCAGUAUAGCAGUAAUAUUUUCUUACAAUUUUAGUGUUUAGUAACGUUCACUUCUUGGGAGCAUUUGUCAAGGGGGGGAAAUUCCACUUGUCAUAAAAAGCUCACGCAAGGAUUCUAGAGUUGUCUCACUUGACGCCAGCAAGCAGCUUGGGUUGUCUCUCUUAGACCACGGACCCACGUUCUAGAAAACAAAAAUGUAUUCUCAGCUGCGAGCUGCCUCAGUUCAUGUUUACCGGAACCUGUGCUGUAUCUUUCUAACGGUAGAAGGUUUACGGAUUUGUUUUAACGUUAUAAGAUUUUAAGUUUUGUGUGUGUGUGUCAACAGUAAACGUUUUGGAUAGUUCGCCUCCAGCUAUCUUCUAGUUGGCUAGGCAGACACCAAAAACCCUCAGACAUCACAAGACCAGAGUUAUAUGUCUAUACCUCAACACUUUCAAUAAUGCAAGUUCUAGUUUUAAAGCCUGUUCUUCCUCUCUUAUACCUUUUACCAGUUAGGUUCUUGAUUCAUUGAUAUUUGAGUCCGUGCUUGAUGCUUUAUUAUUCACUGCUUGUCUGCUCUUGAAGUAGUGAGUGGUAUACUAUCAAGCUGACUUUAACUCUUGCUUUUUGUAGCUAUGCUGGUUUUGUUCCACUAGAUAGUUUGCAGCUUUGCUGUUGAGUUGUGUCGUUCUUGAUAGUAGCGCCUCUUUUUGCGAUGAUGCCGUGCAGGAAUAGAGUGAAUAGAGGGCGUUGUUGCCGAGACCUUUAGCGCUCACUUCUCUCUCUCUUCACUGUCUGCACAAAGUAAUCAGAAUAAAUUUUCUUAUGUACGAGUGUUCAUAUCAGUACCGCAAGCGCUUGCGGCAGCGGCAGUUGUGACACGAGAGACGGCUCAAGCCCGCGGCACGCAGUGCAUGCACACCAUACGAGAUUCAGCUAUUACGAACUUUAAGGAAAAGGAUGUAUUGGAAUCACUAGACUUGCGCGUGAGAGUGUAGCACAACUCAGGAAUCCUUUUCACUUUCACACUUAAUGCGCAUGGCCAUUUUCACCGCUUCCUGCCACUGUCAUUCGUUUGCAGGCGCGCACACCUCUCGCUCUCUCUCUAACAUAUAUAAUUAAAUACUCGCACGGAGGUGAAGACAUCUACCACGCGGUUCACUUUGGGUUGAGAGGAGUCCACUGUUAUGCUUUGUGCUGGAAUAGUUUAGCGCAUGCAGUCUUAGGGAGGGGGGAUUCUGUGCUGACGUGUGUCAGAGAAGGUCCAUGGCCUCUAAAGCAUGGCGUCUUUGUUGGAACAAGUGGAUCAGUCGUGGAAACAUGUUAAUGAUAAAUAAAGUUUGUCUCCUCUG
Molecule: messenger RNA, 4171 nt
Organism: Pomacea canaliculata
Lineage: Eukaryota; Metazoa; Mollusca; Gastropoda; Architaenioglossa; Ampullariidae
Product: transformer-2 protein homolog beta-like
Exons: 5
Coding region: 336-1100 (254 amino acids)
Biological process (GO): mRNA splicing, via spliceosome
Cellular component (GO): nuclear speck
Molecular function (GO): zinc ion binding; mRNA binding
Source: RefSeq, a predicted model, not a curated record